AUGGGAUUCAUCAGAUUGCCUGGAUCACCCCAUCUCUCUCCGGCCGUCCGACCUCAAAACGGAUCGACUUCAAACUCUUCGUCGUCGUCAAACUCAUCUCGUCCUGUCGCACAAGCAACAAACUCACCUGGUCCCUCACCUUACCUUCUUCCUCGGUCACCAGCCCUACGAUCGUCUUCUCGGAGUCGGUCCAAAGGUCUUUUCAGCAGCAGCAGCAGCAGCAGCAGCAGCAAUAGCAAUAGCAAUAGCAAUAGCAAUAGCAAUAGCAAUAGCAAUAGCAACAACAGUAGUAGCAAUAAUCACAAUCACAGUAAUAGUAACAGCAUUAGUAGCAGUUCCCAUAGUCAUAAUCUUAAUCACAGUAGUAGUAGCUUUAGCUCAUCAAGUAAUAGCUCAUCAACAUCUUCCUUUGCAAACAAGUUCCGCUCCAAAACUGGCACAACACCAACCUCGUCGCCUAAAAUCCUCCCCUCUGGUGCACCGAUCCCCAAAUCACCGGCCCUCGGUCCUCUCACCCCUAGAUCCCCGGCUCUUCGUCCUACAAUCUCGGGAGCAUCUUCCACUGCCUCCCCGGCCCUCUCGGCAACUACAUCAGCAUCUAUCGCAGCCACAAUCUCUCAACAGCCACUCCCCCCUCCUCCCCCCAUCAAACUUUCCUUCAGUAUCGAAUCUCCUCCACUUCUUAUGAUUGGCUCCCACACUGAGUCUACCGGCGCGCUGCUAUCCGGGCUCUUCACACUCAACGUCUUUGAGUCAACACCAGUUCCGCUCCGCUCAGUACACAUCUCUAUUAUCCAAAACGUUUGCGUCAACAUUCCACCACCUCCAACUUCAGGGCUCCAUCACCAUCUCCACCACUCUCCAUCUCUUACCUCUACAGCUAGCCCAGAUAUCCCACCCUUUGGUAACUUUUUCCCCUCGGCUUGCUUGACAUGCGCAGACUGCCUUACACAUACUACCGAACUUGCACGCUGGGAUGUUUUGGCCGUCCCCAAUAAACUGCCAAGAGGUGCUCACGCCUACCCCUUUUCCCAUUUGGUCCCGGGAUCCGUGCCAGCCACAUCAACCAAUCCAGUCUACACGGUUGCCUACAAACUGGUUGCUGUUGCAGUCCCCGACACGGGCUUCCCAAGCAAUAGCAGCGGCUUUUCUCCUAAUAAGCCCUACACUAUAGAGAUGCCUCUCGACAUUAAGCGCGCCAUUGUGCGAGGCCCAGACCGUGCUUCCGUGCGCGUUUUCCCUCCCACUGACCUUAUUGCGCACAUUUCCAUGCCCAACGUGACUUACCCAGAGUCGACCAUCCCACUCGAGAUUUCCCUUGAAGGUGUAUCCAUUUGCUCGGAAAAAAAUACUCAUAAUGGUCGCAAAACCCGCUGGCGUAUGCGGAAACUCAAUUGGCGUAUUGACGAAACUUGUAAAAUGCGUGCUGCCCGCUGUCCUAAACAUGAAAACGCACAGCUCCCGAAAAAGGCCCGCAGCAUGUCAUCUUCAUCUUCCCGUAGCGCCGCAGGUCCUACCUCAGUAAGAGGUGGAGGCGGAGCCUCUUCAUCUUCUGCUCAUUCUCAUGCACAUGCUGGUUCUACUUCUGGCGCGGCCAAUGGAGGGUCUCCACAAACUGGUGCUGCGUUAUCAUCACGACGCGGAUCAUCAAAUGCAGCAUCGGCGUCAACGUCGGCUGCAGCUACACCACUUAUGGUUCCACCUCCAGCAGUCACCAUUACUCGCCAGUCACCGUUGUUGAUGCCUCACGCAGGAACCCCUCGGUCUAUGGCUGCUGCAGUUGGUGCAAGUAAUUCAGGUAUUCCAUCGUCGCCUCUUGGAACACCGUUGCAUGCAGCAGCCCAGUCUCCUCGUCAUGGCCCUAUUGCGUUUUCACACUCACCUAUAAGUGGUGGUAGUACUCCUGCAACAGCUCUAGCUAAUGGUACUGGUAACGAUUCUGCACCUCACCCGCCGUCGUCUCCUUCGUUACGAGAGAUUAUGAAUACAGACUUUGACUUUGCUCUUGAACAGCGAUUACAACAAGAACAUGAUCGUCAACAGCAACAAGAACAAGAACAACAGCAGCAGCAGCCACAGCAACAACAACAACAACAACAACAACAACAACAACAGCAACUACCACCACCUCCACUACCACAACCUAUUGAGAAUCCAUCUGACAUUCUUAUGGAACAUCAACGGAUAAUGUGCGGUGGUGAAAUUAAGAGCGACUGGAAAACAGAUUUUACAGGCAAGGGCAAGAUUGAGCUUCUUGCGGAGCUACCCACCAUUCAUGUAUCACAUAAGUUGUCUAGCAACAUUAUUGAUCCGACAUAUGGACUUGAGUUAUCACACUCGCUAGUGGUUGAGAUUGUGGUUGCUGAGGAGCUUGUUCCCACUAAGGGACAUUACCAAGCGACAUUGACUGGAGCUGCUCGUGUACUUAGAAUGCAGUUUAAUUUGCUUGUGACGGACCGGUCAGGUUUGGGGAUUGCAUGGGAUGAUGAAGUUCCUCCACGGUAUUCGGACGUGCCAUUGUCACCACCUGAUUACGAAAAUGUGGCGGGAAAUCUUCCUCGUAUUGAGGACUUGAUGCUUUCAGAUGAUGGAGAAGAGUUUGAGAGUGCUAGAUCGCAGCCCUCGGAAGCAUAUGAGACGGCCAAGUCAAGGUCUGAGGGGUCGUCCAUAUAUACUGAAUAA
Magnusiomyces paraingens is the source of this 2682-nucleotide messenger RNA. RefSeq lists its product as uncharacterized. The transcript has a single exon. NCBI's taxonomy places the organism in Eukaryota, Fungi, Ascomycota, Dipodascomycetes, Dipodascales, Dipodascaceae. The record is from RefSeq and is a predicted model, not a curated record. The coding region runs from base 1 to 2682 and encodes 893 amino acids.